This is a messenger RNA of Eimeria maxima, 453 nucleotides long. RefSeq lists its product as hypothetical. Bases 1 to 453 code for a protein of 150 amino acids. NCBI's taxonomy places the organism in Eukaryota, Apicomplexa, Conoidasida, Eucoccidiorida, Eimeriidae. The record is from RefSeq and is a predicted model, not a curated record. The transcript is spliced from 2 exons.
AUGCAGUUCAUGUUCAUAGUUGCCAUAGUAUUCGCUUCCAUGAGCGUCGCUAACGGGGAAGGGGUGUUGGAUGCUUCCACCGAGGCGAGUGCUGCACUUGUAGCCGGUGCAGCCGAAGCUGUUGAGACCGAAGUUGCAGCUGCUCCACACUCUCCGAACGCCCCACCAGAGCAAGCACAGCCAGGUGAUGCAACCGUUGAGGACCUGUCUCGUGAGAGGAGUUCCCUUGAUGCGGUGUAUAAUGCGUCGGUGGCUCAACGGAACGCUUCCCAACAAGCUCUUCGAGAACAAGCAGGAGUGACCAGAAGAACAGCACUGCUGGCUGCACUGGCAGUUCUACUGUCUAUCGGCAUAUUUGUUCACAAGGCAAAAGCAGUGGGUUGCGAAAACAAAGCCAACAUGAGAGGACAAGAACCUUCGGGCAUGCGUGAACGCAAGUGUAUGAGUGGUUAA